This is a messenger RNA of Gymnodraco acuticeps, 5407 nucleotides long. Its product is annotated as ectonucleoside triphosphate diphosphohydrolase 7-like. Gene Ontology annotation, cellular component: membrane. Gene Ontology annotation, molecular function: nucleoside diphosphate phosphatase activity. The record is from RefSeq and is a predicted model, not a curated record. The transcript is spliced from 14 exons. Bases 283 to 2094 code for a protein of 603 amino acids. Gene Ontology annotation, biological process: nucleoside diphosphate catabolic process. NCBI's taxonomy places the organism in Eukaryota, Metazoa, Chordata, Actinopteri, Perciformes, Bathydraconidae.
GGGCCGACCGGAAGUGUGUUGGAUUUCCUGUUUGAUCCUCUGCUUCGCCUACUUGGCUUCUUUUUAAAUAAACCUCCGUGAAUAACAGCCGGAUUAUAUACGUAUUUACACAUCAUUUUCUGUUAAACAAACACUUUAACCACUGUCGGAUUGUACUGUCAUGGCGGAGGAAAGACACAUUUAGGCAGAAGGAAAGUCUAAACUCUGGACCGGGUCCUGAUCACUCUGCAAACACCAUGAGGUGACGACUGUGACUUCUUGUAUUGUUGCCCACCGGGACAGAUGGCAAGGAUCACGUUCUCCUGCCUGCCGGCCUCCUGGCACUGCAGCGUGUCCCUUCUGUCUCUGGGCUGCGCUCCCAGGCAGAGGCUGCUGCUGCUGCUCUUCAUCACCUCCACCCUGCUGCUGCUGGGGACCUACCAGAGGCAGCUGUGGGGCCUGGGGCAGCACCCCGGCCACCGAGUCAACAAGUACCUCUCCAUCGCAGAGACCAUGGAGGCCACGGACGUCCUGAACCCGGCUCUGAACUACGGCGUGGUGGUGGACUGUGGCUCCAGCGGCUCCAGGGUCUUUGUGUACUACUGGCCCCCCCACAACGGGAACCCCCACACGUUGCUGGACAUCCGACAGAUGAAGGACCGCGACCGCAAACCUGUCGUCAAGAAAAUCAAACCUGGGAUCUCCACCCUGGCCACCUCUCCCACUCGGGCCAGUGAUUACCUCUACCCUCUGCUGAGCUUCGCUGCUGCUCACGUCCCGAGGAGCAAACACAAAGAGACGCCGCUCUACAUCCUGUGCACCGCCGGCAUGAGGCUGCUGCCGGACAGCCAGCAGACGGCCAUCUUGGAGGAUCUGAUCACUGACGUUCCUCUGGAUUUCGACUUCCUGUUCUCCAGCUCUCAUGCUGAGGUCAUCUCUGGGAAACAAGAAGGAGUGUAUGCGUGGAUCGGGAUAAACUUUGUGUUGGGCCGCUUCGAUCACGCUGAUGAUGAGGAAGCCACAGUGGAGGUGACGACAGGCUCUCAGAACCAGCAGCCAAUCAGCAGGCGGCGCACAGUAGGCAUCAUGGAUAUGGGCGGGGCUUCACUGCAGAUCGCCUACGAGGUGCCGAGCGCCAUCACCUUCAGCUCUCCACAGGAAGAGGAGGCGGGGAAGAGUGUGUUGGCCGAGUUUAACCUGGGCUGUGAUGUGGAGCACACGCAGCACGUCUACAGAGUCUACGUCACCACCUUCCUGGGCUUCGGAGGAAACAUGGCCCGACAGCGCUAUGAGGAGCAGCUGCUCAACAACACCUUCACCAAGAACAGGCUCCUGACCACGCAGCUGGGUCUGAGCGAGGACAAGCCGUACCUGGACCCGUGUCUGCCGCUCAGCCUGCAGGACAGCGUGGUGAGAGAGAACCGGACCCUGAGCCUCAGAGGGCAGGGGGACUGGACCCGGUGCCAGGAGGCCGUCAGACCCUUCCUGGGGAUCCACAACGGUACCAUGUCCCCGGGGGGAGUCUACCAGGCUCCCAUCAACUUCAGUAACAGUGAGUUUUACGGCUUCUCUGAGUUCUUCUACUGCACGGAGGACGUUCUGCGGCUCGGAGGACAGUACGACAGCAGGAAGUACUCCAAAGCUGCUAUGGACUACUGCGCCACCAAGUGGUCGACACUGAAACAGCGUCUGGACAACAAGCUGUUCUCUCAGCAGGCCGACAUCAGCCGACUCAAGUAUCAGUGCUUCAAGUCGGCCUGGAUGUUCGAGGUGCUGCACUCCGGCUUCAGAUUCCCCCCCGACUACCGGAGCCUGAGGACGGCUCAGCUGGUUUAUGAUAAGGAGGUGCAGUGGACUCUGGGAGCCAUUCUGUUCAAAACACGCUUCCUGCCCCUCAGGGACCUCCAGCAGGAGACCCUCCGUCAGAACCACCCCAGCUGGCUGCGCUCCUCCUUCCUCUACAACCACCACCUGUUCUCCCUGUGUGUGCUGGUGGUGGUGCUGGCCAUCCUGCUGUACAUCCUGCGUCUGAGGAGGAUCCACCAGAGGGAGCAGCGGCAGAACGAGACCCUCAAGCUGCUGUGGGCCGAGGAGGGGGAGGCGCUGCUGGCCUGAGAGGGGAGGGCACAACACCUCAUUAGUGUGAGAACAGAGGGACCUGGAAUUACUGCCCAGCUGUGGGACCGGGACAGAUUUGUUUUUACAGGGAAAAGGACACUUGGGACGGCCAAACUCAAAACCUAGAUUGAUCCAUUCUAGGGGAGAAUAUGAUAUGAUAUGAUUCCCCUCUGAAUGAAAACAUAGUACAGAGGAACCUGGAAUGACUCACCAGCUGACGGUGUGACUGGGCCAGAUCUGUUUUUACAUGGAAAAGGACAUGUCUAAUGACCCUGGGAAUCAAACUCCACUCAAAUUGAUCAAUUUUAGGGGAGAAUAUGAUUUCCCCCUGAAUGUAAAAUAAAAAGCCAUUGUGAGUACAGAACGUGAGUACAGAACGUGAGUACAGAACGUGAGUACAGAACGUGAGUACAGAACGUGAGUACAGAACGUGAGUACAUAACGUGAGUACAGAACGUGAGUACAGAACGUGAGUACAGAACGUGAGUACAGAACGUGAGUACAGAACGUGAGUACAGAACGUGAGUACAGAACGUGAGUACAGAACGUGAGUACAUAACGUGAGUACAGAACGUGAGUACAGAACGUGAGUACAGAACGUGAGUACAGAACGUGAGUACAGAACGUGAGUACAUAACGUGAGUACAGAACGUGAGUACAGAACGUGAGUACAUAACCUGAGUACAGAACGUGAGUACAGAACGUGAGUACAGAACGUGAGUACAGAACGUGAGUACAGAACGUGAGUACAUAACGUGAGUACAGAACGUGAGUACAGAACGUGAGUACAGAACGUGAGUACAGAACGUGAGUACAGAACGUGAGUACAGAACGUGAGUACAGAACGUGAGUACAUAACGUGAGUACAGAACGUGAGUACAGAACGUGAGUACAGAGGAACCUGGAAUUACUCUCCAGCCGAUGGCGUGACUUCGCCAUAUAUUUUUUUUGCGUGGAAGAAGGCUCUCCAACGAUGCUGGGAACCAAACGCCACAGUUCAAUCUUGCAGCUUUAAACAAAGAGCCAAUCACAGACUGGAAUCUUGUUCUCUGGGUUCCUUCUUUGGAAGAGGAAGAGAAUCAACUUGAAGCAACAGGAGUAUCGUAAGUUCUCCACCAAUAUCUCCCUGACGUGAAGCCGUGCGUCGGUCAAUGUCUUCACUCUUGAGCAGCAGAAGAUGAUCGGGUUAUACAUUUCUGUUCAACGUCCAUUUAGGAAGCUGUCUUCAGGCACAUAGGCGAGAAAGAAAGUGUUUCUAUAGGGGCCACAUGUUUCUAUAGCUUUCCAUGACAGAUGUAUACAUGGGAGGAUUUGAAACGCCUGCAGGCAGCGUGGCUCACCCUGAUGACUCUGAGGAUGUUUCAUCUAGGUCAGUUAAUCAUUUCUGUACAGGACCAGAUACCUCUUAGACACAUCUCGCUGUACUUUGAUCUCACGUCGAUGUGUUUCUGUUAAUGUGAUGACGAGGAGGUGAAAACCUUCCCAUGUUCUCAAGUUUACACCGUUUGAUACGAGACAUGUGCAUGAGUUGGUCGCUUGAUGGUUCAAAAUAGGGUUUAUUGUCAGUCUAACAUUAAUUUAUUCAAUAUAACUUUACAUUUCGGUUUAAUUACCUUUUUAAAGACAUCGGGUUUUAUUUUGUUAACUUUUCCAAGACAUUCCUAGUUAUGAGAACUGAUAUUAAUUACAGUUACUCUGCAAUACCUGCGAAGUACUUGAGUAACCCUGUUAGCUUUGGUUGGUUUCAUUUGAUGUUAAAGCGUAUCGAAGUGGUAUCACGUUGCCGUCAUUAUCACAAAGACCACCGGGCCUCUUUCUGUUUGCUCCAAAGUCUGCUACUAGAAUAACAUUUAGCAACACAAUGAUUCAUUUCCAAUGUUGCUCAGAGCAUCCUGUCAACACACUAUUGAUUUCCCUCACUGCGAAAACACACAGCUGCUAACCUUUAUGCAAAUGAGUGCAUGAUGACGUGACCAAUAGAGAGCGUACGAAGUUGAUGAUGCUCACGACUUCCAUUGCAAAAAUUGCUUUAUCGCCACCUUAAAAUGUUAAUUUAGUUUUAGCUAAAGCUGAAGGAGACGCAUCUGACGGUGUAGAACUGAGCCUGGGUGGAGGCGUGUGGCGCAGUGGGUUAGUGCGUUGGUGUUCGGAUCAGAGGAGCACAGGUUCAAACCCCACUGUGUCAGCAUGUCGUUGUGUCCCUGGGACACCUCACCCCACAGUAUUGAGUAUGUAAGUCGCUUUGGAUACAAGCGUCUAACAAGUGACAUGUAAUGAGAAUCUGAGCCUGAAAUGUCCCAAAGUGGCCACCAUACAGGAAGACAUCUUGCAUUGAACAACUUGGUUUGAGGCUAUUUCAUCCCGGGUGCUUCAGAUUUGUCUAGAUUGUAUCUUACUCUUUCCACAUGUGACCUUGAGCGUUUCCUAACAGACUUAAACACGACAUUCCCUCGUUCACGCUAAAUAAAAAGCAGAGGAGACGAAGCUUUUUUUCUCUUAGUGUUUGAAAGCCCCUUUUUUUUGAACCACUACUUAGCAUCUGGAAUGUUCCCCCACCGCCAGUGACAUCACCCUGAGAGCAGCUUCCUCUCCUGCCGUCAGAGAUACGGUUUCUCCUCCUGGGAUGGUUUCCUUUCGUCCGAUGAUGUCAGCUUCUCUGAUAACCGUCUGCCACUCGUUCCUGUCGAGACCUCCGAUGUUUAUCAGAGGAGAGACGCAGCCAAGAGGCUUUUUAGAUGAAAUAAGCCCAGAGAUCUGCUCAGUGUUUGGAUGAAGGCGCUGACAGCUGACCAAGGCCCGGAGCGUCUGUUUAAACUGAUUCGAACGCACGAAAAAGGGUCAAAAUGGAUGAAAACGGUUUUCAAAUAGAGCCGUGUAUGAGGAAUAAAGCCUUACCCUUAUUUUACAUCCUAAUGUGUUUCAAAGCCGUACAAAUUAAGCCACUGUUAUUUUUGACUGACCAUGACGAUGCAAAAAAAAGUGGGAGGUCUUUUUUUAAUGUCCAAAGAAUUCAGAAUCUCUCAUUACUUUCUGAUUUUAAAGUGGGGCAUGACUCAUCGAACAACAUGAUGAUGACACCCAUUGUUUUAAAAUGUGUGUAACGUGAUUCCUCUUGUGCUGAAUGUGUCCUCCACACACUCUCUCUUUGUUCGUCCUGACACAGAUGAGUUGUGACACGUCUGUCAAACUCUCUGUGUGUGUGUGUGUGUGUGUGUGUGUGUGUGUGUGUGUGUGUGUGUGUGUGUGUGUGUGUGUGUGUGUGUGUGUGUGUGUGUGUGUGUGUGUGUGUGUGUGUGUGUGUGUGUGUGUG